Molecule: messenger RNA, 12698 nt
Organism: Anopheles merus
Lineage: Eukaryota; Metazoa; Arthropoda; Insecta; Diptera; Culicidae
Exons: 19
Coding region: 704-5659 (1651 amino acids)
Molecular function (GO): calcium ion binding
Source: RefSeq, a predicted model, not a curated record
UUUUCCAUCAGUUGGAGUUCAUCUUUCGUGGCGUACGCAGGACGGCCCGCUCGUUGCGUUCGAAUUGUGCGAAUAACACUCCCGGUCGUGCAGUGCUUAAGGGUGUGUGUGUGUGUGUGUACGUACGUGUGUGUGUGUUUGUAUCUGUAUCGAAUCAUUUCUAUUCCUGUGUACGAGCGUGCGGUCUAAGGCAUUUGGUGGCCAGUGCCAUUAACCAGUCACCAUGGCCGAAGGAUAGUGCCGCUUAUCGGUUCAUCAGCACGGGUUGCACGGGUGCGUGUUUGCGUUCCAAUGAUACGUGCUGUGUUGUGCAGGGAAAUUAAAAUCAACCGACUAAAAAACUCUCCUCAAACAAUCAGCCAACCGCGUUGGCGUGGUGAAACAAUUAUGAACGUCUUCGUAUAUUGCAGAGAGACAAUUGAGAAGAGUGAAUAUUAGUGAAUAACGGUGAGUGUUAGAGUGUAGUGAAUUUUCGUGCAAGGAAACGUGUCAGAUUCGUGAAAAGCAGCCGUUGUGAAUUUAAUUGUUGUCAUAUACUGUGUGUUGUUUCGGUGAAUUGCUGUGCAUUAGUGUGCCUGUGUGUGGGAUCGUGAGUACCAUAAGUGAGGUCUGCGAAUAGAAAAGCUGGCUAGAAUUAAUGUGCGUAUAUGCUGGUAGCAGAUUAUAGCAGUGCUUUUGAAGGUAAAAUCCAAUCCAGUUAACGAUGUGGCUGUUUGGAUUUAUGUUGAUCGCCAUCGUGUGUGCCGCCAAGUGCACAGAGGCAGACAUUUCGGUGGAGGCAGCAUUUCAAGAUGCGCAGAAAGGCGAUUCAGGACGUUGUGGCCACGGGAGUCCUUGUGAGCAAUUAUGCUACGAGCUGCACGAUGGCAUGUACGAGUGCGACUGCUCGGAGGGAUUCGAGCUGAACAAAAAUGGCUAUAGUUGCCAAGAAAUCAAUUCUACCUCCAGCGACGAUAACGCAUCGAACGGCGAGGAGGAUGUCCUUUAUCAGCGUGGUGCAUCGUUCAGCGCCAAACUCGACAUAUCCGAUCUUCACAUAUCGAUGAAAUCGUUCGACGAUGACGAUGGAGCCGAAGAAGCGAAAACGACGUCGGGCGAUAGUGGAGACCGGCAGGGAGCGGUCACCAAAGCGCGACCCCCAUCGAGGGCGAACCCAAACAGCAUCAACGCGAAGAGCGAUGAAUUAGCGCGAAGAAAGGCAAACCGUAAUUGGAAACUCGAACCGUCCUCGAAGCAAUCGGCGAAUGCGAAUGAGGGCCGCGCCCGCUCGUCAAGCCGCAAGGAAAAAUCCAUCCAAAAUGAUGGCCUGCCAGCGCUGGUGACGGCGUACGGUGAUGGCAUGCGGCAUGAUCAGCGGCAGCAGCAGCACCAGCAGCAGCAUCCGAAGACUUCCGCUUCCGGCAGUGACCGGCGAAAGCUUAACGCAACAUCCGCUGGCAGAAAGGGACCGGGUACGGGCGUUGAUGAUACUGGCACUGGCAGCAGCAAUAUGCCACUGGCGAGUGAUAUGGAAAUCAGUGGCAUAUCAUUACACUCGCCCCUUUCCGAUGAAGACCGGGGUCGGUGGCAGCGAGCCGGUGUGCCGGAUAUGGCAGUGUCAUCGGCGUCAGCUGCACUGCUGGCGGUUGACGAGGACAAUGAUGAUGAUGACGACGGUGCAUCGGAAAUAAGGGCCCUACCGUUGUUGGCUGGCUCGCAGGAGGACGAGGGAAUGCAGCAGACACAGCGAGAAGGGAAAUUACCUCCGGAGGCGAUGGGGCGCGGUGUCGUGAGUCCCCACGAGCCCAUCAUGCAGGGCGUCAGCGGUGACGGUUUGGCAAUGCCAGCCGAGCCUCGCACUAAUGCAACACAGCAAACAGCAGAAGGUGCUGCGAUAAGCCAACCGUGCACACUUGAUUGCGGCUCUGAAGGUACCUGUUACAUUUCGCCGGAAGGAUCGUCGUCACUGAUGCGUUGUCUGUGUGCUUUCGGCAAGACAGGGCAGCGCUGCGAAGAAGAUGCAAAAGUGAACACUCCAAGAUUUAGUAAACAUUCGUGGGUUGCAUUUCCAGCGCUCAGAGGAGCUUACAAACAUGUUCAGCUACACAUCGAGUUUCGACCGGAAUCGUUUGAUGGAAUUUUACUACUGACCGGCGAGCGAGACGAUUUGACGGGCGACUUUAUGGCUCUGCUGCUGCACCAAGGGUUCGUCGAGUUCUGGUUCGAUUGUGGAUCUGGAAUGGGUCGCGUCAAGUCAGAGGAAACGAUCGUCCUUAACCAGUGGAAUACUAUUACCAUCUAUCGGCAUCGGUGGGACGCGUGGCUCGUACUGAACCAAGGCAACCGGGUGCAGGGACGCUCCAAGGGCCUGUUUUCGCGUAUCACUUUCCGUGAGCCAGUUUUCCUCGGCGGGUACGGCAACAUCACUGGCCUGGACCGGAAGCUUCCCGUCAGCACCGGCUUCACCGGAUGUAUACGAAAGUUUGUCGCUAAUGAUCACGAUUACAACUUCCAGCAGGGCUCACUCGGCGACGUGUCACAUGGAUUCGAUAUCCAGGAAUGCAUAACCGAUCGGUGCAGUCGCUAUCCCUGCCAACACGGCGGUAAAUGUCUGCCGUCGGAUGACGGUGCCAUCUGUCUCUGUCCGCUGGGAUUUGGCGGUGAUUUAUGCGAGAUGCGACUGGAUUUACAGGUGCCUUCAUUCAACGGAUCUUCUUAUCUACGAUAUGCUCCACUGGGCGAUAGCUGCAUUAUUUGGUUCGAGCUUAAGAUCAUCAUCAAGCCGCUGCUAGAGGACGGGCUGCUGCUGUACAGCGGGCACCACGAGUAUGGUGAUUACAUUUCGCUCUGCCUCAACAUGGGCCACGUCGAGUUCACGUACGAUCUGGGCAGCGGGCCAGCAACCGUCAGGAGCGAGAUCCCGCUCUCCAUGGGACAGUGGCAUACGAUAAAAGUAUCCCGAACGUCACGGUUGGCAGUGCUGAAGAUCGAUCAGCUGCCGGAAGUGAUGACGGUGUCGCCGAACGGGUUCUGGCAUCUUUCCCUGCCACACAGCCUUUAUCUUGGCGGCAUCCACAAUGUACACACGCUGCCAACGAGCCUGCGGGAUAAAGGAUCAUUCGCCGGGUGCAUUCAGAAGGUCGAUAUCAACGAUCGCACUAUUGCUAUCAUUUCGGAGGCACUCGGUGGAUCGAACGUGGAAAACUGUCCGCAUGCGUGCGUUGCCCGACCGUGCGGUCCACUUGCCAAGUGCGUCCCGAAUCUCGACACCUACGAAUGCCAAUGCAACCCGCAGAACCGCCAGUGCAACAAAGCCGAGGAGCUGCCAUCGGAAGUAAUUGAAAAGCAGCAGCGGCUGCUGAAGCGCAAGCAGCAAGAACAGGCAGUCGCACCGCCAUCGUCUCGCCCGACGGUAGCAUCCGAGCCGACGCAACCGUUAACGACUCCCCUGGGAAGCUCAAUCUCGACGACGCAAGCUCCACCACCGGAAGACAGUACUUUGCCGCAUGAUAAUAAUCCGGCAGAUGUCGGCGACGGUAGUUCGGAGGAAAGUGACGAGGGAUACAACGACUACUACCAGAGUGACGACGGGGAUGAUGACGGCGACGAUGACGAUGAUGACGAUGACGGCAGCUUCGGCGCGCAGGGUAUGAGCUCCGGGAAUGGUUACAAUCAACCGAGGAAUCGUCGCAGAUGGAACCGGUAUCAAUCGGCUGCGGGUGAAAUAAAAACUGCUCCACCAGCAGCAUCCACGACUAAUGAGGCUGAUAAACAACGGUCGCACGCGAAUGGAGCAGCUGAAACAUCCCCAACGGUAGCUAGCCCGGCUGCAUUCACCGUCGCUAAUGAAAAGAUAGUCGUUUGGAUCGAUCAGCAGAAAUCAAAGGACUCAUUUUCCACGCAAUCGAAUGAUUACGCAGAUUACGGCGGUGGUGAGAUAGCGAUGGUUGAAACUGGCAUGGAAUCUGCUGCUGUGGAUGAACGGCCUCAGCACGGCGGGCACAAGGGUGCGGUGGUCAGGGAGGGUGAGUUUUCCGAGGGUCGACGGUCCGGGGUUUAUGAUGCGAGCACCGGAACGAUGGUGGGUAAUGACCGAAAAAUGACGAUGGUGAUGAAGGCAAACGAUGCAGGCGAAGGUGAUGGAGCGGGUGACAUGAUGCCAGUUGAGCAUGGGGACGAAGAUGAUGAUGAUGAUGACGAUGGCGACGACGAUGAUGCGACACGGAGCAACCACAGACCGCAGGUGGAUGUGAGUGAAGAGUCUUCAGCCAAGCAUGGCAAGACGGUGAAGGAUCCGGCGAACAUUGCCCAUCGGUUGCGGCGGCCGGAAGCAAAGCCGGAGACGUUGCCGGCCAGCAAUAAGGAUACGGGCAGCGAUGAACCGUCGUCAUCUUUCGCUGACAGCGAAGACCACCACGACGACGACAAUGACGACAGUAAUAGCGCUGACGAUGUAGCUGCUUACGAUGGCGAUGGGUACGGUAAAGAUUACGACCAGCAUGGCGACCGGAUACCGUACCGUCCCGAUUUUCUGCUUCACCGAAAGCAGGGAAGCUCCUGGCGCAGUCGGGGGAACAGACAGGACCGGCCGGGACAGCAGGGAAAGCAAACCGAGCCCGAGAUCGAUGAGACACUGAUCGAGGAGAUGAACCGGAUUAUGAAAAAUCAUAAUGACAACGACAACGACGCGGAUGAGACACUGGAUGCCAGCUUUUGGGGUGUCGGACCAUCGUCAGACGGGUAUGGUGAGCCGUCCCUUACGCAGCGCGAGUACGAGCUGACCGAGACGGACGCGGAGGACACUCACGACGAGGGUGCACAUCACCAUCAACAUCAUGACCACCGUGCUCCGAGCCAUCACCGCCGUCGGAAUGAGGUUGAGCAGGAAGACGAUGGCGACCAGCACGAAUCAAAGGAUACCGGUCUACGGAACCGAUAUGCAACGCGCGGGCACCAACCACACCAACAGGACAGUCAAUCAGAUCACCGUCAGCGCCAGCAACAACAGCAUGAACAACAUGAACAGCAUCAACAGCAGCCACAGAAACCACAGGCAGACCCGCGAAAUGACGAGGAUGACAUCCUUCGCAGCAUAAAGUACAAAAACAAAUACUUCCGCAAGUAUCAGGGCGCGUGUUUUACCGGCACGGACAGCUACUUUCACUACAGCGACGCCGAAACGAUGCGGCGUGUCAUUAGCUACGAGAUUGAUUUGAAUCUUCGCUUUAAAACGCACUCGGCGAACGGGCUAAUCCUCUGGACCGGUCGGCACAGUGCCCUCGAGGGCGACGACUUUUUGUCGCUGGGCAUCGAAAAUGGAUAUCUACAUCUUCGAUACAACCUCGGAUCGGGUGAAAUUAACAUCAAAUAUAACUCGACCAAAGUCAGUGACGGGCUUUGGCAUCGAGUGCGGGCGUUAAGGAACUCGCAGGACGGUACGCUGAAGGUUGACGGUGGUAAGCCAAUCACCAGAAGAUCUCCCGGCAAGCUAAGGCAGCUCAACACGGACACUGGGCUCUAUGUCGGUGGACUGCCGGCGGCGGCUCAUUACACCCGCCAGAGGUACCGGACCGGCAUGGUGGGCUGCAUCUCGGAGCUCAUCCUGGCCGGCGAGCUGCGAUUGAACUUUGAUGCGACGAUACUGGGCACGGCACACAACGUCGAGCCGGGCGCUCCGUGAAGGUAGAUGCCCCCGGUGCCUACCGUCCGUCCGUAGAACGCUCCCCGGGCGCCACGCUGCACAGCAUAACCUGCCCCAAAGGUGGGCGGGUAGUAGGUGGGAAUGAUUGCACCAAAGAAUAGGUUAUAGGCUAAACAAAACGGUAAGAAGCAAACACACAUACACACUCAUCGCUAACAAAGAUAGGCUAAUAACACUACAAUAAAACACAACCAAAGCGAGUAAUAAAACGGUUAAAUGGAAAAGAAAUAUAUAACAAACGCCCAUCUACAGAAACCGGCAGCGGUAACCAAACACAUACACAAAAUGUGUACAAAGCACACACACACACAAACACGCAAACGUCCAUUCAGAAAGAGAAAAUAUCGUGUGUUGAGUAGCUAAUUUCUCAGUGUAUGUAUAGAAACAAGCGGAAUCAUAUUUACUAACGAAGAAAACAGAAUAACACAUACAACACACUGUAAAAUGAAGCAAAGGACACACACAAUGCAAGGGUAGCCGGAAAAAGAAAAAAAAGUAUGGAAAGUGAGGGAAGAAACGAACAAAAACAACUACAGUAAGCAUCGAAAAUAAGGAUGAUAAGGUGAUCCAUGUGUAUGAAAAACGGGAAUGAAUGUGGAAAGGAGAAUAUUAAACAAACAAAACUUUAAAUCAAGGAGUCAACCGACUAACAAGUAGCGUGAAAGCGGAUAAAAAAAGAAAGAAUCUGGCGUUGGUUUAAAUCGAAUCAAGCGAAGCAUUCUGCUAGUGACAGACGGAACUUAACACCGCGUUUAGAGUUAACUAUUCUUUUAUAAGUACGAACGUGCAAGGAGGACAGCGAAAGCAAGGUAGACAAUGGAUUGGUUUGAAGCAAGCUGCAAGGUAAGUGGAAAUUGUUAAUUAGUAAAAGUUUGAUUUUUUUUGUUGCUCCAGUUGCCUGAGUCUACUUUUCAACAAAUCAUGUACUGGGAUAGUUUUAAGGAGUUUUAUUUUAUGUUCAAACCAAAAAAACCUAACUCACCUUGUUUACAACGAGAAGAGCUUUAUUUAUGCAUUUAGUAGAGUGAUGUUGGGGCGAUGUUAAAACAUACUUGACACAUUCCGUAUUACUAAGGAAACAGUCAAUACAUCGUGGAAUAAAUCAUCUAAAAUAGAUGUUGCCACAACAUCGUUGGGCCGAUUGUAAGGUAUUUCAAUCCUAUAAAAAGCCUUGUUUUAUACACGCUGGGGUUCUAAUUAGAGCAUGUCCCCCAAAUCAUCGAUCGCCUUUCGUGUGAUAUUGUUCAUUGGCUUACUUCAUUUAUUUUGAAAUUUCUGCGUAAGAAAGUAUGCUAGUCAUUAUCUUUCGACCUAAUCAAUCGACAUGCUACCUUCGCUAAUAAGAAGCUUGUUUCAUUAGAAUGUACAAUCGAAUACCUGUAUUCGCCGGCCUUUCUCCGAAGGAUAAAAUCAAACGGUCGUUGAAGGUGGUGGAUUUUUUAGAUAGUGAACAGUUCCUUUCCAUCCUUGUGAAAUUUGUUUUACCUGUGCCUGUAUCCUGCCGUAACCGUGGGUGGAAUUUGAUCCUCGAUUGAUCCAUCCGUUUCGUAACUCCCGAGCUACGCCUCGUGUUUCAUUGCAAAAAUAGCACGGAUAUUACGUCAACGCCCCCGUAUGCAAACUUGAACAUUUGCUUUUCCAGAUAUCUACACACAAACUCACCCACAGAUACAAGCGUUUCCAGCAAGACUGGUACAUUUGCAAAACAUUCACCAAUCGAUAACCGUUGUCAAUCGAGCCGGCGGAGCGGAAGGAAGGGACAAUCCACAGGCGAAACAAUAUCCUGUGUCGGUUGCGAUAGAAAUGGCUGCCAACGACUGGUUUGUUAGUUGAUCUUCAGCUCCAUUCGAUUUUUUUUUCUCUUGCACCUUUUUGUUCUUUCACCUGUCCCAAGUGAAGCGCAGCAGCAACAGGGUAAGAGAACACUUGCUUGUGUUACAUGCGUCACGACGGACGGCUGUCAUCGUAUUGUGUAAUUUAUCAAGCGCAAUGCAAAGGACGCUGAUCGAUAGAGAGGGUUGUCUCGUCCAACCAACGCUUUCGUUGAUAAUACAGCCUUGAGAGACAGGAAACAUAGCGUUCGCAGCGAACGAAACGUUCACUGCGCCGUUGAACUUAACCGCAAGUCUAAUUGUAUUUCUAACUUUUCCAAUAUACUGCGCGACUCAUGCAAUAGUUGAACCAUUUUCAUAACUGAGCAUUAUAAUUUUUAAUCUUUAUGGCGAGUGUUCAGAAUAAUAAUAAAAAAAACAGACGUCAGUAAAUAGAACGCUUCACUUGCGUUCCUUCCUUUCCCGAUGGAGGCGCCUGGUCAGUUUCAUUGUUCUCUAGUCCUGUUGGUUCCUGUUGGGGGCUAUUUUUUAUGGUGUAGCGAGAUAAAGUUUUUCACUUCUCACCACUUAUCUUCCUGCUCUACCACCAAGUGGUCCCCAAUUGCCCACUUUCUUCCCCUUCGUUCAUGGCCACUAGACAACACAAUCUAAUCAACCUGGAUGGUGGAUGGGAUCGAAAAAUGAGUUUGCUAUGGGUUGAGAGCUAACGUUGGGACAGGAGCACGGUACACGACGGGACUUUUAAAGUUUAAGCACAACGGGUUGGGUGUGUUCCGUGUUGCUCUUUGCAAAGCUCUCGCAUUAAAUUGACUUGCUGCUAUUUUGAAUUCAUGGAUUAACUGAUUCGGAUUAAAAAACUUACGUUACGAGGAACGAGGAUGUUGCCACAUGGAUGAUAACACAGCUUGUUUUGUUGCUUGUUGGUUGUUGCUUGAGUAGCGUUUAUAUCCUUCUAUACUGAAGGAAGAGAGUGGAUUCCUGGAAAGUCACUACAAAAUGUGCUAAAGUUUGCCGGCGUUUGUUCACUAAUGUGGGUUUGUGGGGCAUAGAUACAGAAAGGCAGCACAAGAGCAGAAAAAUUGUUUUUUAAGAGAGAUAUUUAAAGAAAGAGAUAGAAAGAGAAAGAGAGAGAGAGAGAGAGAGAGAGAGAGAGAGAGAGAGAGAUAGAGUAAGGAAACAGUGAAGCACAAUACGCUUUGUUUAUAGCAUAGUAUCGUACUGGGAAGGAAAUGUUCCACUGCUCGAUACCGAUCGAUUUAUUUGAAAAACGUAAAAACAGUCCUUUGCCGGAUUUUUUCUACACUUCCUCUAACAUACACUACACUCCUGGGAACUAAAUGGAAACACACAGCGGAAAAAGACAGAACAUAUUGUGCUGUUCGUGGAAAUAAAAGAGCAAUUGGAAUUCUUUCACAUUUUACGGUACAUUUUAAUCGAGCGAGCUUUUCAAGGAAGCGAGCUGAUUACGAUGCACCCUCCAUCGUACGCUUGCACUGCGAUAGUAAAUUGACUUGAAAUGAAACGUUAUUCCGUGGCUUACGCUAAAGGGCAGUUUCAUUAGAAUAGAACAAAAGCCCAAGCAAAUCGAACGAUGCAGUCCUGCCAACGUCGAAGCGAUAAACAAUGGCGCACCUUGGUCGGUUUUUCAUUCUGCCGUUCGUCGUAGUGAUGCGAACGACGCUAAAACCGAGCCUUUCGAUUUCGUGGUGGAGAAGCUAUAAAUUAAGGCACAAUUUAUACGCACGUAUGAACCGAGCAUUAUUAAAGGAGUUUUUGCUGUUUUUUUUCAUUUCCGUUCCCGGAAAACUGUAAAGGAAGCAUUGUGGCGCAAAAAGGGACGAAAUGAUUUAUUAGCCUACGAUGGCAGCUAGCCGCUUGCGUGGCGAUGCUGGUGAGGAAAACGGGGCCCAAAGUUUUCUAGUUCUGCGCACGGCCGCUCCGAAAGGUUAGAUUUAAUUAAAAAAAGGGUUUUGCUAGCUACGGAUGAGUGAUUCGGUUGCCGCAUCGAUAUUCGAUAUGUUGGAGCAUCUGUGUUAGAAACUCGGUAUCGGUAAAAGCGCCCUUCAAGUAUGGCUGCUGUAAAAAUCAAACUAGUUUGAUUAAAAUUGGAUAUUCUGAAAUAAUUUGUUUGGUUUGCCUUGGCAUUGAGUUCUCUUCUCACCGGUUGCACGGUAGCAAAUGAAGUACGCGCACUUCAAUCAACACAAUUUCUCAGUCAAUCAACAUCCACUGUACUAUGUGAAUGAUCUUGUGCAUGGUAAAAUUAAAAACUAAAAUCCAGAAAAAAGUGUCAAAAACCCCCUUUUAUUCGAGCAGAAACUUGUGCAUUCUAUGCCAAAAAGACCGUUUUAAGUUGAGAGCUAUUGCACGAUUAGGUCCAAUAUGUUCAUUAACGUUUGUCCAUUUAUUUUUCUGUUUAUUCUACUGAGAGAAAUCAAGAGUUUUUUCGCUGUUUCUAUUUGCAAUUUCCACUUUCCCUGUAUGCAAGUAGCUUAACCAUGUCUAUCGAAAGGAGUGCCCUAGAGCCUUUAGUAGAGAGGAUCAUUUCAUACUCAAACCAUCUCAAAAAAACAAAAAAUAAACCUUAUAAAAUCCUUCAUUCCCUUCGUGACCCAAACUAGAAAAAUCACAAUCAAAAUUCGUCAAUUCUUUCCUUUGCCUUAGGCCUGCAACGAACAUAAGGGAAUCAUUGUGUGCACGUGUGGGUGAAUGUGUGCGUGUGUCUAUGUUAAAACUCCACAACAGUUUCCCUCAAUCAAGCAAUGUUAAGUGAAUUUGACCAAUAGACUUCAAAGCAAAGAACAUUAAGAGAACAAUAAUGAGCAACACUAUCAUAUCAACAAAAAUUGAAUGAAUUGAAUUUUAAUGUGAAAAUGUAUCAAUGUGGCCGUAAUAAGUUAAGUAACACUGCUUUAGCUUUGAUGCGUUUUUUUAUUACCUCCAAAAGCGUCCCUGAAAGAAAAUGAAAGGGGCUAUUGGCUUUGUUAUAAGCCUAAUGUAUGCAACAGUUAGUGCAAAAACCCGAAUUCAAAUUAAAAUAAAUAUGAGUUAAAAUUCCUAGCAACUUUGUUUUAACAAAUCAAACAGGAUAACAAAACAUUCCUUAUCAUUAGACCGGAGAGGAAAAACAGUGCUUUAUAAAAAAGGACCGCAUUUAUUGAUACAAGGCAAUGCUGCAACACAUCCCACUGAGGUAGAAAACGUUCAAUACAACUGAAAUAAAGUCGACUUAAGUUUUUAAUCCGUCAAUACAACUAAAUAAACAAACACAUACAGCUUGUCUCUAAACGAAUCCGACAUAGGUUUAAAAUGUUUUCGCGCGCUUUUAUGGCUCAACAUCACUUGAAGAUAACAAAAAAGCGCUAGAAACAAAAUAAAAACGAGAGUUAGUAUGUGUGUGUGUGUGUAUGCAAACAUAUGUGUGAAUGGGUAUUUGUGACGUAUGUGUAUGUAUGCGUAGUACUGAAAAGCAUCAGGGUGUGUGAGUGUGCAGUUUUUAAGUUUGCUUAAAUUUGGUUGAGUAAAAUCUAUACCCGCAUCCCCAAUUCGUACGCACGAGGAAACAGCAAAGAAAAACACCUAAAAUGGAAAACGUAAGACCACUGUUUGUACAUAAAAUCGAUGCAUAAUAAAAAAUAGAAUGUGCUAGAGAGAUGAUGUAGCGAAAAAAGGGAGAGAGAAAAAAACAAACACAGAUCGAGUAGAAAAGCAUUGCUGGGCGCUGAUGUGCUGAUAGGAUGUAAAGUAACAAUUACGAAAUCCACCCUAAAUGUAUGUAUGUGUGUGUGUGUGUGUAUGUGUAUAAUUUUAGAGAAAAUAAACCGACAAGCUUUGCGUUGCUGGUGUGCACGCAAUGCAACAUUAACUGUGGGUUUAUAUCGAGCAAAACGGCAGCAGCAGCUUAGUGAAACGAUUUUAUAACGCUAGAAGAAGUAUAACAAGACAAAGCUUAGGAAAAACAAACAAAACCCAUUGGCAAUUGCUAGUCAACUAAAGCGCUUCGAUUACGAGAGUGAAGGAAAAUGUGUUAAAGCAAGCAAACAACCGAAAUAGAGUAAUCAGAUCAUUCAAAUCACUGCGGUUAAAACAGCAAAACAAAGGACAAAGCAAAUAAAAUGGAAAAUAAACAUUAAGCAUUGCUGAUGUAAAGGAAAAACAAUCGUGAAACUAAAUAUAAAAUUUGGUAAGCACAAUAAAGAGAUGAAGGAAUAACAGAUGGAAAACAGCGAGGGUGUAUUGUAAAUAAUGCUAAAAACACGCUACCAUGUUUCGUUCAUUUUUACAAACCAAUGCAGAAAACAAGCAAAUAGCCAUAACAACAACGUCAAACAGCUUGCUUACAAAACAUCACCAGCUUUGUAACUCAACAUAUAUUCGUUUAUGUACUGCGUUUGUAAGCGGUGUUGUAAAGAGUGCAUAACGGUGUUGUAAAGAGUGAUUGGAAAAAAAACAGCAAGAGAAUGCCGAUGAUACACAAGUCAAUAAGAAGAGAAAAAUAAAGCCACUUGAAACCCAGAAAGAAACUGAGUCAAUACAUCUUCGUUGGUAAGCAAAACAGUAAAUUAACAAGAGGAAGAAGCCAUAGCUGCCUCUGCGACGAAUUCGAAACAAUUGGAAGAUGAAGCUUCUAAGGAGUUAAUACGACAACAAAAAGCAUAUCAUUGCGUGUGUGUGUACGUGCGUUUGGUUUCGUCUAGUUUUUCCCUGCUUUGACUACGUAUCCCUGUAUAACGAAAGUAUUGGUUGUUAGUAUGAUUGUUAAUUCACUCCGCCUCCCUGGCACUACAAACAACAUCCAAGAGCAAAUACUUCAUCGUAGUUAGAGCAGAAGCACCGAAGCAAUAAGUUCAUCGAAUUCAGUGCCGCGAUCUGUUACAUUUCCAGGGACUGAAUGUUAUUUGUGUGUAUGUACCAGCGUAAGAAUGAAUGUAUAAAAAAGCAUAUAUUUGUUUACUGGAUCAGAAAAAGAAAAGCAUUACCAAGAUUGUUUAAAGUGUUUGCUACCGAUCCGUACUCCGGAGUUGAAGCAUGUAUUAAAUCCGGACAAAGGGGAGAGUUAAACAACUUAACCAAGACAUGGACCCUGUAAAGCACCGUCAACAAGCACCGGAACGGUGGAGAAGCAGGAGAAAUAAAAUUGCGGGCAAAUAGUGCGGUGGUUACACCGAUGCACCAACAGUACUGAA